Messenger RNA from Exophiala aquamarina CBS 119918, 621 nucleotides. RefSeq lists its product as uncharacterized. The transcript is spliced from 2 exons. Bases 1 to 621 code for a protein of 206 amino acids. The record is from RefSeq and is a predicted model, not a curated record. NCBI's taxonomy places the organism in Eukaryota, Fungi, Ascomycota, Eurotiomycetes, Chaetothyriales, Herpotrichiellaceae.
AUGCUGGGAAUCGAAGGCCUCUCAGACGCUUCAUUCAAGGGCGACCUGCGAUGGGCACAGACGGCGAAAUGGACAUCAUACGCGCCUUGGGUUGUGCUCGUGUUGGCUAUACUGAGUAUGGUUGAGAUCGCGCUCGGCGCAGUCUGGAUUUCGUCCAUGGACGCAGACUUGAACUUCGCACAGGUAAUCCAGCCGCUGAUCGUGCCGGGGGUCGCGUUCUUCAAUGCAAUACCUUCUCUACAUCUGCACGUGCUUGCUCGGAUCAACCCGCCGCGAUUGGCAAUUUGGUUCUCAACGUCGAUCUCAUUUUGCUACUUCGUGAGCGGAAUUAUAUACCUGGCUUCUUGUGUCGGCCGAGAAUCUUUUACUGGGUCGCUACAGCGUAAUGAAUGCCCCCAGGGCGCCAAAGGCAACGCCAAAGUAUGGGAUGUGAUGGUUGCGCUGCUUUUGGUUAGUGGAGCUUUGUACCUACUUCACGCGGCGAUGGCUUGGAAAGUGAAAAACGCGCUUGAAGAUCGAGAGCGCAGAAUUGAGGCGGGCGUGGAAAUGGUCAGUCAGGAGGAGAUAGAGAGAAGGCAAAGUGAGGCGAGAGAGAGGUGGAAGCACAUUUCUGCAGGCUGA